Messenger RNA from Rubroshorea leprosula, 2010 nucleotides. The record is from the annotation of a GenBank genome assembly. Lineage: Eukaryota; Viridiplantae; Streptophyta; Magnoliopsida; Malvales; Dipterocarpaceae.
CGAAAAAUGAAAAAAAAAUAAUAAUAAUAACAAACCCCGCGACACGCGAAAAUGACCUCACCAUGCUAUUUAUUUCAACACCGCCUUUUUCUUCCGAUUUCCACGGCGCUCCAGCUCUCAGAACGAUUCGUCUUCUUCAACGCCACAGCCAUACAGGUUCUACGCUAUAGUUGCUUCCCCUAUUUCCUUCAAGUUUCAACAUAUCGCAGCCCUUCGUCUUCUACUGUGGUCAAGCUCAGAGAUUGAACAGUGUCUUCUUCAAUGGCGUCUUCUUCAUCUCCAGGUGUUCCUUCAAUCAUUCCUUUCUUUUCUUUUCUUUUCUUUGUGUUUGAUCUCUGCUUCCAUUGGAGUUUUCUUUGCAUCUGAGUUGAUUUUGACUGAUAAUCGUCAAAAUCUGAGAAAAAUGAAGUUAAUCGAUAUGAAUAGAUGUUUGGUUUGGUUGAUGUUUGACCAUAUGUAGGUGAAUCUGAAAGGAAACGCUUCUUUGAGGCUGCCGUCAAUGGAGAUCUGCCUCUUCUAAAGAGUAAUGGCUGCAUUUCUUUACCUGUGUGGAUUUCUUUGCAGCAUCUCCGCACAUGACUUUGAUUUUCUGUAUUCCGGUGAUAUAACGGCUUUACAUUAUGCUGCAAAAAAUGGACAUCGCCAUGCCUGCAAGUAUCUUGUGGAGGAAGUAAAUCUCAAUAUUGAUGUGAAGGAUGACUAUGGCCGGACUCCUUUACACUAUGCCUGUCUUACUAAGAAUUGUGUCACUGCUGCAUAUCUGCUUCAGCGUGGAGCUAAUCCAAAUGCGAAAACCAUCAUGUGGAGAACUCCUUUGCAUCAUGCGGUAGAAGAAGGACCUUUGAAACUUCUGAAGCUGCUUAUAUACAAAGGUGCUGAAAUCAAUGCAUUGGCUGAAUGUGGCACACCAUUGGCACUAGCUGUUAUUAAGGGUCAAAAGGAUUUUGUUAAGUUUUUGUUGGAUAAAGAUGCUGAUCCUAAUGCAAUUUCAGAUAGUUUAUCAUAUCCAUUACUGCAGUCUGUCCUUGUUCGAGACUUUGAAUGUAUGGAGCUGCUGCUGAAGGCAGGAGCUGAUCCAAAUCUCCGUUGUACGAAAGCAAUGACACCUUUAUGGAAUGCAGCUUAUCAAGGGUGGGUAGAAGCUAUUGAAUGCCUGUUGCAUGCUGGAGCUGAUCCCAAUUUCACUUGCAAUGAUGGAAUGAAACCAAUUGAAAUUGCAGCAUUGAAAGGUUCUCGUCAAGGAGUUAGGAUUCUCUUUCCACUUACCUCUGAAAUUCCAACUAUUCCAGAUUGGAGUGAGGAUGGAAUAUUCAAGCAUGUUUGGCGUGCUGAGGCUGAAGCUGAAAAAGAACAGAAGCUGGAGGAGAAUUUUUUGCUGUGGAAAUCCAGGGGAACAGAAGCUUUUCACAGAAAGGAUUAUUUUAGGGCAAUAAAGUGGUACCAAGAGGCGUACUAUUGCAAACAAGAUGCAGCUGUAGUAUCCAACAUAAGCUUGUGUUGGGCCUGCUUGAAUGAAGGGGGGCGUGCACUUGAAGCAGCUCAUCGUUGCCACAGCCUAAGUCCUAAAUGGCUGAAGGCAUACUAUAGGGAGGGUGCAGCAUUCAUGUUAUUGAAACAAUUUGAUAUGGCUGCUGGUGCCUUUUAUAAUGCUUGGAAGAUGGAUCCUGCUAAUGAAGAAAUUGAACGUGCCUUUCGAAACGCUAAUGAAGCCCUAAGAAACAGUGUGCUUUCAGAAUGGGAAGCUACUGAAGCACAAAAGAACAAACUGCAUUCAGAAAGGGAAGCUAUUGAAGUUGAAGCAAAUACGAACGGACUGCAUUCCUCCUCAGAACUUUAGAAUGGCAUAGCUCACGUUCUCCCCUAGUUGGUGUCACGCCGUCUCCUAUCUGUUUAAUUGAGUUGUAUGGAAGUCUAAACUUCUAUAAUGUUACAGUUUCUUAGUAGGAACUUGGAUUUUGAUAGUAAGGCUGCAAUCCUAGUAGUAUUUCUAAAUAUAAGGACAUUAUGUUU